GGGUGCAGUACGGAAGGGGCGCCGCGGCACAGCAUCCCUGACAUGGCGUCUGCGCGGGAGGAGGGAGUGAUGCAGAGAUAACAUUUCUAGGCACCAUAAAUGACUGCCUAGAGGAGCAGCUACUCCUGGAACCCACAGGGAGAGAGACAAUUCUAGAUUUAGUCCUAAGUGAAGCACAGGAUCUGAUCCAAGAGCUAGAGAAAGAUUUGGAAGAGGUGAAAGAGCUCCUGAAAAAAGCCACAAGAAAAAGAACUCAUGAUGUCUUGAUGGCAGAAAAGUACAAGCUAGAGAUGGAAAUCAAGAACCAGCCACCACCCAAGCUAAAAGAAGACACUACAGAGGAAGAGAAACCACCAGCUGGGGGAUACACAGUGAAAAUCAACAGUUAUGGUUGGGAUCAGUCGGAUAAGUUUGUGAAGAUUUACAUCACUUUAAAUGGAGUGCAGCAGCUUCCAGCUGAGAAUGUGCAGGUCCACUUUACAGAGAGGUCAUUUGAUCUGCUAGUAAAGAAUCUGAAUGGGAAGAAUUACUCCAUGACAUUCAAUAACCUUCUGAAACCCAUCUCUGUGGAAGGCAGCUCAAGGAAGAUCAAGACGGAUAUGAUCCUUGUAUUAUGUAGGAAGAAACGGGAGGAAAAAUGGGAUUGCCUGACUCAGGUGGAAAAAGAGAGCAAGGAGAAAGAGAAAGCCUCCUAUGACACCUCAGACCCUGGUGAGGGGCUGAUGAACCUUCUGAAAAAGAUGUAUGCAGAGGGAGAUGAUGAAAUGAAAAGAACCAUUAACAAGGCCUGGGUUGAAAGCCGAGAGAAACAAGGCAAAGGGGAUAUGCCGUUAGAUAUUUGAAACUACUCCAAAGGCUGCCUUGACAUGGACCUUCCAUAUGGGACUUUUGCUGUGCUGCAGAGAUCAGUUCUACAAGUGCAUUGUUUACACAACCUUCUUCCAAGCAAAGACACUUACCUGUUUUCCGUUUCAGGUUGGAGAAAAUAUUUAAAUAAAAUAAACUUAUAAACAUUU
Emys orbicularis (European pond turtle) is the source of this 1016-nucleotide messenger RNA. RefSeq names its product calcyclin binding protein (gene CACYBP). Gene Ontology annotation, molecular function: tubulin binding; S100 protein binding; ubiquitin protein ligase binding. Bases 267 to 842 code for a protein of 191 amino acids. The record is from RefSeq and is a predicted model, not a curated record. Gene Ontology annotation, cellular component: nucleus. The transcript has 7 exons. NCBI's taxonomy places the organism in Eukaryota, Metazoa, Chordata, Testudines, Emydidae. Gene Ontology annotation, biological process: heart development.